Molecule: messenger RNA, 2940 nt
Organism: Ogataea philodendri
Lineage: Eukaryota; Fungi; Ascomycota; Pichiomycetes; Pichiales; Pichiaceae
Exons: 1
Coding region: 1-2940 (979 amino acids)
Biological process (GO): proteolysis
Molecular function (GO): protein binding; serine-type endopeptidase activity
Source: RefSeq, a predicted model, not a curated record
AUGUACGAUGUCGAGCAGAUUCCCCAUAAACGGGGCGGGGAUCACGAGACCAACGGCCGUGCCGACGGGGCCAAGAAGCUGAAGUACGAGGACGUCAGCAUGGACGAUGGAGAUGAGGAGUUUGUGGCCGAGAUCGAGGCUGGAGAUCACCCCAAAUGGCAGCAUAUUGUCGAGACAGUGGUCAAGACGGUGGUUUCUAUCCAUUUUGCACAGGUGGUCAGUUUCGACACCGAAAGCGCGCUGUGUAGCGAGGCCACCGGGUUUGUGGUGGACGCGGAGCGCGGAAUCAUCCUCACAAACCGCCACGUUGUUGGACCAGGGCCCUUUAUCGGUUACGCCGUGUUCGAUAACCACGAGGAAUGCGAGGUCAAACCCAUCUACAGAGACCCGGUUCACGAUUUCGGGUUCCUCAAAUAUAACCCAAAGGAUAUCAAGUACAUGGAGGUGCGCGAGCUCCAGUUGAGACCGGAUCUGGCCAAGAUUGGAGCCGAGAUCAUGGUUAUCGGUAACGACUCUGGUGAAAAGCUGUCGAUUUUGUCUGGAUUUAUCUCCAGACUCGACAGAAACGCUCCAGACUACGGAAUCAACUCCUACAACGACUUCAACACCGAGUAUUUGCAGGCUGCUGCCUCAGCCUCGGGCGGAUCUUCGGGAUCUCCCGUGGUGAACAUUGACGGACACGCUGUUGCUCUGCAGGCCGGUGGAAACACAGAGACCUCGACCGACUUCUUCCUUCCUGUCUACCGUGUCCUACGUGCCCUGCGCUGCAUCCAGAGCGGCCAGCCCGUCACGCGCGGAACUAUCCAGGUCCAGUGGCUUUUGGAGCCGUUUGACAAGUGUCGUCGUCUGGGUCUGCGUCCAGACUCGGAGAAGCUCAUGAGAGAGACGUUUCCUGAACUGAACGGGCUUCUUGUUUCGGCCGUUACGCUUCCACAAGGGCCUGCUGACGGGCUCAUCAAAGAAGGUGACUGUUUGAUAUCGGUGAACGGACAGCUCAUAUCCACGUUUAUCACCGUGGACGAGAUCCAAGACUCCAACGUUGGCAACGAGAUCGAGAUCGUGAUUCAGAGAGGAGGUAAGGACAUCACUGUGAAGUGCAAAGUUGGCGAUCUUCAUGCAAUCACGCCAAGUCGGUACGUCAAUGUUUGUGGAGCCACGUUCAACGAUUUGAGCUACCAAAUGGCCAGAAUAUAUGCAAUUGCCGUGAAGGGGGUCCAUGUCAGCAACGCUUCGGGCUCCUUUGUGCUGGGCCAAAACGUUCCGAACGGCUGGCUUCUGGACGAGGUGGACGGAACAGAGGUGUCGAAUCUGGACGAGUUUGUCGAGGUGAUGAAGAAAAUUCCCGACAAGGCGUUUGUCACGCUGAAAUGCCGCCAUCUCACAGAUCUCCACGUUCCACUUAUCAAGUUUGUCCAGAUCGACCGCCAUUGGCACUCGAGUUUUAGACAGGCAGUGAGAAACGACGAGUCUGGUCUUUGGGACUUCAAAACUUUGCAAGAAGACGCUCUGCCUCCACAACCGCUCAACCCCACCGAUGUCAACUUCGUGGGCAUCCCCACCGAGUUUUCUGGAUGUCAAUCGCUGGACAGAUCGCUGGUUCUGUGCAAGAGCACCAUUCCUCUUCCACUGGACUCUUCCAACGUCCAGUCGCGCAAAGCCUACGGCGUGGUCAUCGAUGCCACCAACGGGUACCUGCUUACUUCCCGGUACUGUGUGCCGCAUGAUCUACUUGACGUGACUGUCACUGUGGCCGAGUCGGUCUUUCUGCCAACAAAGGUUGUGUUUCUGCACCCAACCAAAGGCUAUGCUAUUUUGAAAUACGACCCAAAGCUGAUCUGCGAGAGACUGCUGACUCCGCAGUUUUCGUCGCAGCCUCUCAGACGAGGCGAGAAGGUCACUUUUGUCGGCUACAACAGAGCGUCCCGCGUGCUGGUCGAAGAGACCAAAAUUAGCGACAUUGGACUGAUCCACCUGCCAAAUAACGUCACGUGCCCGCGUUUCAAGGCAUCCAACUUCGAGGCCGUACUGAUCGACUCCAACUUGGGGCAGCAGUACAGCUCGGGUGUGCUUUGCGGCCAGGACGGAGCCGUGCGCGCGUUCUGGCUGGCAUUCGAGGCCGACGAGGAUAAAACAUACUCUAUGGGUCUGGACGUUACAGACGUGCUCUGGGAGCUGGAGAAGCUCAAGACCAACAACGUUCCGGACGUGAAGAUCGUGGACGCGGAGUUUGGCAACAUCUCGAUCGUCAACGCGCGCAUCAGCGGCGUGACAGAGCAGGCAAUCAAGGAGCUGGGAGUAGCGUCCUUCGACCAGCCGCGGUUUUUGAGCGUUUCGAAAGUCAGCGUGGCUCUCGAGAACACACAGUCAUGCGGCCUGAAACACGGAGACAUCAUUCUCAAAGUGGGCGACGAGUCUGUGUCCUACACUGUGACGCAGUACCGUGAUAUUGAAAAAGCCAUCAGAAACCGCAAAGAUCACAGCAACAACACUCUUUCUUUCAAAAUCGUCAGAAACAAACAGCUAUUGGACAUUGACGUGUCGCUGUCGAACGGCAGCUCGUUUGUGACCAAACACCUGGUCUAUUGGUCCGGUGCUCUGCUGCAAGAGCCUCAUCACGGAGUCAGACAGGUGAUCAAACAACUGCCGUCGAAAGUCUACUGCACAGCCAUGGCAUCGGGAUCGCCAGCCAGACUGUACACGAUCGGCGUCACAAACUUUAUCACCCACGUUAACGAGCAACCAACUCCAACGUUGGAAGAGUUUGUCAAGGUGGUGAAAAGCAUCAAAGAUAAUACAUAUUGCAAGCUGAGAAUCGUCUCAUUCGAUAACGUUCCGUUUGCACAAACGUUCAAAGUCAACUACCACUACUUUGAAACCAUGGAGAUGAAAAACGAAGGAGAAUGGCGCGAAUACGGCCAGCUAGACUCAUCGUCUUUAUAA